CAUCGCUCCAGCUGGGACAGUUCUGCAACUGCUGACAUGUAAAAGCGGUCGGAACAUCACAAUCGAAAUCGAAAAUCGGAUUCACAGGGUGCGAUAUCAGUAUUGUUAGUUAUGACUACAUAACUUGGGCGAAAGAGCUGGAGAUGGCAACGAAUCGAUUUAAGAGUUUGUUUUGCCUGCUCCUCUACUCUGCCAUUGUUACAGAGACCAGCAUCGGGGGCCCACCCGGAUCGACCAAGGUAGAGGAACAAGAAAAUUUGACUUGCUACAGGUGCAACUCUCAACUGGACGGCGAGGAAUGUCGUUUUACCCACAAUAUGACCCGGGUCAUGGUACAUAAAUGCCCGGCCUCAAGCCGAUUUUGCUCUGUGACACGAGUGGACUACAGCCUCGACCCCAGUGUCACCCGCCCGUUCUCCAUCGAACGAAACUGUAGCGACCACUGCACGACGGAAUGCGUGGUUGUCGGGGAAAGGCUACGCCUUCACCUGUGUCGCUCGUGUUGCCGUCUGUCACUUUGCAAUGUGGGAGACGGCGCUUCCACGCUUCGGACAUCGGACGUCCUACAAUAUUACGUGUUCUCUGCCUUCGUGGCAUACAUCUGUGGGACACGGUGAAGCGAAAGGACGGGUGGUGGCUCCUCAGUGUGGCGGCCCAGACGGCGCUGCUGGUGUUUUUGGUUAUACUAUAACAAGUCUACAGUGUAGAAACAGAAGUUCAACGCAUAACACAGGUUCAAGGAAAAUCAGUAUCCACAAUGAUGUUGUUAUGUCUUGCGGUUGUUGAAAACGGGAGGUGUACCCCUUUACUAGAACUCUCUACAUAUAGGCAAAGUCUUACAAGAUCGGAGAACGCCCCUCCUCCUGACAAGAGGCAGUGCUGGUUAGUGUUGAGCGCGCCAUGCGGUGAAGUACUGUUUUUAUAGUGUAGUAUAUACGUAUCAUGCGAGCUCAUUCUCUAACGUAAACGAGGGGAAAGAAUAUGAAGAGACACCAUCUCAUAUUAUCGUCACAUACGGGCAUCCCACAACAGAAGUACGACUAUUCCAUAGUGCUUUUGAGCCCGAAAAGAGUGAGAGCGUACUUUCUUCCGCUAUACCCAUCCUGUUGUCUGGCAUGAUUUUGGGCGCCACUGAGUGCGUGUACGUGGUGAGUGCACCAUAGUUCUGGUGUGCGAGUCGACAGCAGUGCUGCGUGAAUCGAGAUCUGGGAAACGGGCCCGCACAUCAUCGGAUAGGCCAGCCACGCAACGCCGGGAACAUCGUCGAAACCGUACCGCUUCGGUACUCUUUACUUCGGUACUUCCUCGAGUCUUCCAGGCCUUCAGACUGUUGACCGCUAACAUCUUGGUUACCUUCUUCGAGAGUCCUUCUUCCUCUUGGGUGACCGACAUCACGAAUAUUGACACCUCACCCCCCCCCCCCCCAGACCCACACACCAGAUAUAAAGCCCCACCAAAGAUCCUUGCAACACCCCUCAAAAUACCUGCAUGAAAAGCAGCAGAUAUGGGUGUCACCCCCCACCCCCCCCCCUCCCAGAUUAAAGUCCUGGAGAAAUCCCUGGCUGUGGACCAAUAAAAUUAUAUUUCUUUCA
Ornithodoros turicata is the source of this 1592-nucleotide messenger RNA. RefSeq lists its product as uncharacterized. Lineage: Eukaryota; Metazoa; Arthropoda; Arachnida; Ixodida; Argasidae. Bases 144 to 617 code for a protein of 157 amino acids. The record is from RefSeq and is a predicted model, not a curated record. The transcript is spliced from 3 exons.